AUGAAGUUAAACGCAGUAACUUUAGCGAUUCUCGGUGGAUGCGAGUUGGGACUUUGCCAUAACGUCCAAGAAACGGGCUCCCUCGAAGAUAUGUGGGGCCAAGAUUGGCCGUUCACCGGCAUUCAAACGUUUGCUCAUUUACCACAUGAAAGGUGUUUGUUAAACACGGACUUGGAGUUUGACGUUGGUAUUAUUGGUGUACCUUUUGACACUGCCGUGUCAUUCAGGCCCGGGGCACGUUUUGGUCCUGAGGGCAUUCGGAGAGCGUCGCAACGGCAGACGUCGAUGCGUGGCUUCAAUUUUAGGGCUGGCAUCAACCCUUAUCAAAAUUGGGCAAAAGUCAUGGAUUGUGGUGACAUACCGGUUACUCCAAUGGACAACCACUUGGCCUUGAAGAUGAUGGGUGCUGCUUAUGACAAUCUUCUUGGCAGAAACAGCUCUACUGAAAAGUCCACUCUUCCCCCAAGAUUGGUCUCUUUGGGCGGCGAUCACAGUAUUCUUUUGCCCAUUCUGCGUUCCCUACACAAGGUGUAUGGUCCUGUCUCAGUGAUCCAUUUCGACUCCCACCUAGAUACCUGGGCGCCAACAAAGUAUCCGUCAUACUGGCACAGUGAGGAGUCUGAGUUCACGCACGGCUCGAUGUUAUGGCUCGCUAAGCAAGAAGGACUUUUGUCCGAAUCUCAUAAUGUACACGCCGGACUCAGGACCCGUUUGAGCGGUACUGAUUGGGAAGAUUACGAUGAGGAUGACGAAGUCGGAUUCCACAGAAUUCAAUGUGAUGAGAUCCUCGACAUCGGAGUAGACGGCAUGGCUCAGAAAAUUCUGUCCUUCGUGCCCAAGGAUGUGCCUGUGUAUAUCAGUGUUGACAUCGACGUGUUAGACCCAAGUGCCGCUCCAGGCACAGGGACUAUGGAAGUUGGCGGGCUGCUGACCCGUGAACUUAUCAGCAUCCUGCGUAAAUUAGAGGAUCUGAACAUAGUCGGUGCUGAUAUCGUAGAAGUUUCACCUGCAUAUGACCAUGGGGAUAUUACAUCACUCGCAGCUGCUCAAGUCGCAUACGAAAUUAUCACGAGCAUGGUUAAGAAGGGUCCUAUAGAGUCUUCGAUUGUUGAGCGGAACAAGAAUCAGAGUUCUUCCGAGGCUCCAUUGCUACAGGAUCAUAUUGAACGUCCUCGAAAGGUUCUUCUAGGCCCACAUGGACAAUCUCUGGAAGCUUUAGAACGUGAACAAGUCGUUUUCGAUUCACAGAUCUCCCUUCUUUAG
Messenger RNA from Lachancea fermentati, 1263 nucleotides. NCBI's taxonomy places the organism in Eukaryota, Fungi, Ascomycota, Saccharomycetes, Saccharomycetales, Saccharomycetaceae. The record is from the annotation of a GenBank genome assembly.